AUGUAUGUUCAAAUUCCAAGAUUGCCAAAGAAAUCAAGUGUUUCAGUUUUGCCUCCACAAAAGGGUGAAACUGAUUCUUCAAUAGGCACAGCGAACCACUUCUUUGCUGUUCCCAGGGUGGGCUUGCAGGCCAGAUCUAAAUACCCUGCAGGCCAGCUCCUAGGCCUUGAGUUUGACACCACUGAUCUGAAAAUGCCUCAUUUGACAGAUUGCUCUUGCUAUCAGGUUCAAGCCCAUCUGGAAAAUCCAAUGAGGUAUCACAUUCAGCAAAUUCCACAGCAUCAAGUGAAACCAUUCCUGACACUGGAUACCAAGUUAUCUAACCAACCUCAAUCACUGCCUAAUUCCCAAUCUGUAUCUUCUUCAGGAUCUACACCUAUAGUAAAGAGUGGUCAUGUGCCACCUACUAGCAAUAUCAGCAUUCCUGAAAGUCCAGUAACCAAGAUACUAACUCUUGGAGGAGAAAAUGGGAUGGAAGACGUUAUUGAUGAUAUAAUCAACAUGGAAUCAAAUUUUAAUGAUGAAGGGAUAUGUCGGAUUGAAACACCACUGCCGAUACCAAGAGUGCAUUCAAGUAGCAUUCUGGAUAUAUACAACAGUGACCAAGGAGUGACAGCUGCCAGUAUGGGUCUUACCAAUUCUUCCUAUCCUUCUAAUUUGCCAGUUAAAAGGGAACUCAUAGAUACACACAGAAUCACAAAAGAGAGAGUGAAAAAGGACAAUCACAAUCUCAGUAUGGCCCAGAUUUUAAAAAUACAGGAGCUAGAAAUGCAAGCACGUGCCCAUGGACUACCAAUCAUGUCUUCAGUCAGUGUGGUUGACUUAACAUCCAGGGUCAUGAGACAACUGGCAUAUCCGGAAGAGAAUUCAAUAGACUACAUUCAACAUCUAGCCACGGCUCAUGAGCAACACGCUGAUCUACAUGACCCAGCUGCGGCCUUUUCUGAUCCACUCUCCCAUUUUACAGACUUGUCUUUUAGUGCUGCCUUAAAAGAACAGAGACUAGAAGAAAUACUACUAGAUGAUACAAUAUCGCCACUUGGGAUAGACCCUCUAUUAUCUUCUAUGUCUCCUGCUGUAACUAAAGGAAGCAGCCGAAGGAGCAGUUGCAGUUCAGGUGAUAGUGAUGAUAUAUAA
This is a messenger RNA of Pseudonaja textilis, 1137 nucleotides long. Lineage: Eukaryota; Metazoa; Chordata; Lepidosauria; Squamata; Elapidae. The record is from RefSeq and is a predicted model, not a curated record.